Cyclopterus lumpus (lumpfish) is the source of this 4929-nucleotide messenger RNA. RefSeq names its product transducin-like enhancer protein 1. Gene Ontology annotation, cellular component: nucleus; transcription regulator complex. Gene Ontology annotation, biological process: regulation of DNA-templated transcription; negative regulation of canonical Wnt signaling pathway. NCBI's taxonomy places the organism in Eukaryota, Metazoa, Chordata, Actinopteri, Perciformes, Cyclopteridae. The transcript has 20 exons. Gene Ontology annotation, molecular function: protein binding; transcription corepressor activity. The record is from RefSeq and is a predicted model, not a curated record. Bases 723 to 3074 code for a protein of 783 amino acids.
UGAGGUAAAGCUGAGCUAGACGGAGGACUGCCGCCACUUCAGGGAGUUGUUUUUAUUAAAACUAACAAAAUAUUUCCUCUUUUUUUCGUGUAAUCUAUUUUGGACGCAUUCAAACUGUGCGGGGAAGUAAACAUUUCUGUUUUUGUUGACCGUUCAACCGCCAACGAGCGACCGCGGCGAGUCAAGUGGGAACUCUUCACUGCAAUUAACUUGUGUGGAUUUGUUGCCGUUGCUCCGACUGAGAGCCGGCAGUUUGCGGCGGUCCGUUGAGGGUCCACUGGCUUCACUUUGUGCGUGUUUGUUUGUCUCCGUGCGACGCUACUCGGAAUACAUCGGCUCGGCCACGGAACAAAACGCUGGAGUGAUUCAGGUGGCCGCUUGCCUUUCACGUCUCACCUGGUGCCCCCCCCCCCUCCUGCCCUUAGCCGCCUCCGGAUAAUGAGCGGUUCCCCGUGUUUUUCCGGGUGAUUUACGGCCGCGCUGCCGGUGGAGCGUGAGAGAGAGACAGCGAGGAGCGUUAAACGGUCCGUGAAGUCGGACGGAGCGGCGUCGCGCUCGAUUUUGUUUGAAAUUAACGACAGUCGGUCCUUCCAAUAACGGCCGAUGGAUUCGUGCCCGUGAUCUGGAGCCCCCCCCCACGCAUCCCCCUCCGGUGCCCCAAUCUGAGCCCUUGAAGUGGGUUUUUUAAAGAAGGAAACGGUUGCAUCCUCCCGGAGACAACGAUGUUUCCCCAGGGGCGACACCCGGCGCCCCACCAGGCUCCAGGCCAGCCCUUCAAGUUCACCAUCCCAGAGUCACUGGACCGCAUCAAGGAGGAGUUCCAGUUUCUUCAGGCACAGUACCACAGCCUCAAGAUGGAGUGUGAGAAGCUGGCCAGUGAAAAGACAGAAAUGCAGAGACACUAUGUCAUGUACUACGAGAUGUCUUAUGGCCUCAACAUCGAAAUGCACAAACAGACUGAGAUUGCCAAGAGACUAAACACCAUCUGUGCACAAGUCAUUCCUUUCCUCUCGCAGGAGCAUCAACAGCAAGUGGUCCAAGCUGUGGAGCGAGCCAAACAGGUGACCAUGGCAGAGCUAAAUGCUGUCAUCGGAGUACGUGGACUGCCCGGCCUUCCACCUACUCAGCACCUAUCCCAUAACCACAGUGGUGCCUCUGUGCCCCUCACUCCUCACCCUGCCGGCCUCCACCCCUCUCAGCUGGGUGGUUCAGCUGGUCUCCUGGCUCUAUCAGGAGGACUUGGAGCUCUUCCUCCCCACAUGUUGGGAAAAGAUGGUGGCGAUAAAAAGCCCCACAUGUCCGGGCCAGACGCACACCCAUCAGGACCCGAGCACCUGAGAGAGCGAGAACCCGGCACAAGCAACUCAUUGCUGCCAGAAAGUCUUAGGAAUUCAGAUAAGAGACGCAACGGACCAGAGUUUCCAAACGACACCAAGAAACGCAAGGUGGACGACAAGGACUCGAGCCACUAUGACAGCGACGGGGAGAAAAGUGAUGAUAACUUAGUGGUGGAUGUUUCAAAUGAGGAUCCAGCCUCCCCCCGAGGCACGCCCCUCCCCUCCCCUAGAGAAAAUGGCCUGGAUAAAGCACGUCUUCUCAAGAAAGACCCUUGUAGUCCAGCCUCCACUGCAUCAUCAGCCAGCUCCUCCUCCCUUAAGUCCAAAGAGAUGACGAUGCGGGACAAGGCAGGAACACCUGGACUAAAGUCAAGCACACCCACCCCUAGAGGUGACUCCACCCCUGGUCCAAGCUCCAUUCCUGGAAUCCGGCCCAGUCUAUCAAAACCCCCAUCCAUGGAGAUACCACAUCCACCCACUGCAGGUUUGCGGACCCCCCUGGCUGUACCCGGCCCAUACCCGGGUGCCUUUGGUAUGUUGCCCCAUGCAGCAGGGAUGAAUGGGGAGCUGGCAAGUGCAGCCGGAGCUGCGGCCUACGCUGCUGGUUUGCACAACAUGUCACCUCAAAUGAGUGUUGCUGCGGCGGCUGCUGUGGCUGCAUACGGCCGCUCAACUAUGGUUGGUUUUGAUCCUCAUCCUCACAUGCGAGUUCCUGGGAUGCCUCCCAGUCUGACGGGAAUCCCUGGCGGCAAACCUGCUUAUUCUUUUCACGUGGCAGCCGACGGACAGAUGCAGCCGGUACCAUUCCCUCCGGAUGCUUUGGUGGGCCCAGGGAUUCCUCGCCACGCCCGUCAGAUCAACACACUGAACCAUGGGGAGGUGGUGUGCGCCGUUACCAUCAGUAACCCGACCCGACACGUUUACACAGGAGGGAAGGGUUGCGUCAAGGUCUGGGACAUUAGUCACCCAGGAAACAAGAGCCCAGUGUCGCAACUUGACUGUCUGAACCGAGACAACUAUAUCCGCUCCUGUCGUCUACUUCCUGAUGGCCGGACACUGAUUGUGGGAGGUGAGGCGAGCACGUUGUCAAUCUGGGAUUUGGCCACGCCUACUCCCAGGAUUAAGGCAGAGUUAACGUCAUCAGCGCCGGCAUGUUACGCUCUGGCCAUUAGCCCGGACUCCAAGGUCUGCUUCUCUUGCUGCAGCGAUGGGAACAUCGCGGUCUGGGAUUUACACAAUCAGACACUAGUUAGGCAGUUCCAGGGCCACACAGAUGGAGCCAGCUGUAUUGACAUCUCCAAUGAUGGCACCAAGCUGUGGACCGGAGGCCUCGAUAACACCGUCCGCUCCUGGGAUCUGAGAGAGGGACGCCAGCUGCAACAGCAUGACUUUACAUCACAGAUCUUCUCUCUUGGCUAUUGUCCGACAGGAGAGUGGCUCGCUGUUGGAAUGGAGAGCAGCAACGUUGAGGUCCUUCACGUCACCAAGCCGGACAAAUACCAGCUUCACCUACAUGAGAGCUGUGUACUGUCCCUGCAGUUUGCCUACUGCGGUAAAUGGUUUGUGAGCACAGGAAAGGAUAACUUACUGAAUGCAUGGAGAACACCCUAUGGAGCCAGUAUAUUCCAGUCUAAAGAAUCCUCUUCGGUGUUAAGCUGUGACAUAUCUGUGGACGACAAAUACAUCGUCACUGGUUCUGGGGACAAGAAGGCCACUGUUUACGAGGUCAUCUACUAAAAUGAUGGAAAGAAAGCGAGGACAUUCGUUCCUUCCCACACAGCAGAGUGGAGCAAGAAAUCACAAACACCAGUGACCUUGAUGGCACGUUCUUUUUUUCUGUUCUAUCUGCCGAGGUGACACAGGAAGGAGACAUUUUACAUGCACACAUCUGUGAUUGUGUUCAUGACUCCAUAUCAGCUGGGAAUUAACUGGAGCAGCUGGAUGUUCAAUGGAAGGAGACAAAUUAUUUGGAUGUUCUUGUCUGCCACGGCUUCCUGCUACGGACGGCCACGGAUUCAGUUACAGGGACCAAACAAUGACUGGCACUGCAUUGUUUAGACUGGGACCAGCUCAUCUGGAGAACACUGUACUGAACAUUAGGUUUUAAAACACUCUUGACUCCGUGUUAUGACCAAGGGCAGAAACGCUCGAAGGAACACGCAACCAGGUGGUUGAAUAUGUAAACAAAAUGUCAGACGGAAAGAGGAGAAUGGGGACAGAACCUGACAAAAUACUGGAGAGAUGGAGGAGGACAGCGAUUGAAGAACACGUUGGUUUUAAUUUAGCUGCAGACAGACGACGCUCACUCAGCUCUGACCUUAGAACCUCAGCGUGCCGUUCUGAUACGCCUACACUGAAAAGUACCUUUUCUGUCUGGACAGUAAGUCCUAUCCUCAAUAAACUGCACUGUAAUGAUAGCUAUCCACCUCCACACUUAGUACACACAAACAAUGUAAUAAACACACUGAUGGCCAUGUUGACUUGUCUAGCAUCAUGCUGUUGAAAUCUCUGAUGGGUAAGUUUGAUCGUCUGAGACAAAGUAUGUUUUCAUAAUUCCUUCCGCUUUCAGAUGCCCACAAAAAGUUUUGCUCAAAAGACAAUUUACCCUAAAUGUUGCUAUAGAGAGCUUAACUCCCAGAAUGAUAUUUUUUGUUUUCUAUUUCUUAUGAUCCUGCUUGAAAGACAAAUUAUUGGAAACCUGAAGGGGAAACAUGUUUCAGAGAUUGAAAUAAUCCUCAUUUCUAUUGAUCCUUGUCUUUCUAGUGUACCUGUUUCUACAGAUUUAUAUUCUCAGACAGCUGUACGCCACACGCAACAUACGCCUUCAUUCUCCCCCCCCCCCAGCUGCAUAUGCUGACAGAGCCCCACCUUUACUUGCGCUUUAACUGAAUUGACCUGAAAACGUUUCAGAGACUCUGUAUUGAUCACUGAUCAGCUCUGGCUAUAGCUUCAGAUUUACAAAAGGCUGUUUUGAUGCAUCGAGACAUCACCCUGCUGUUUUAAUGCAGUUUGCCUGUGCCCUUUUUUUAAAUUUCUUUCUUUUUUUUUACAUGAAGUUUAUAGGUUGAGGUAAUGAUUAGAAAUAAUAGUCUAAUGUAUUUUUCCCCCCCCUUCAUUACAUAUUAUUCACUAAACAAACAUCUUAAGAACAUUUAUUUUAUUUUUUUAAUAAAUCCUGUUACUUCUUUCUGCUAAUAUUGUAGAAUGUGGAUAUUUGUGAAAUUGCCUUGAGAAGUUCAACUGUGUGUUGUCUCCUCACUUCGCAGAGAAGAUUCAAGCCCACAAGCACGAUGCAAUGAUUAGCCAACAGUCCUACAGAGAAAGGUGCAGUUGUCUUUUCAGUUUCAGGAAGGAGUCAGUCAGUUUCAGCCAUUCAUCAUGACUGUGUGCUUAUUUCUGUCUGUUGAAUGUUUGUAAAAAUGUAAAUAUUUUUUUUUUCAUACAUGACAUGUUUUAGAAAUAACAAACUGUUUUUGUAUGUCUUUUACAUGGAAAGAAAUGUCUAAUCAGGAGAAAUACUAAAUGGUCUUAAUGCUAGCUAAUCUAAAAUGAUUGAAAUAUCUAGACAAUAAAUGGGUUGUUUUUUUUGUAA